GUUGGCAUCCAGUGCCAAUUUUUCUGGACAAGCUGAGAGUAUGUUGAUCCCUGGGAAUGUGGCAGGUGUAGCCAAGCAGUUCCUCCGCUGUGUGUUUCACCAGCUGGCCCCGAAUGGCAUCUUACCCCAACUCUUCCAGAGCAACAUCAAAGAUGGAAGUUUUCUGCGAACCCUCGCGUCCUCCCUGAUAGAUUUUAAUGAACUGAGCUCAGUUGCUGCACUCAACAUGCUGCUGGAGGGCCUGAACAACAAGAAGAGUCUGCCAGCAGGGGGCACAAUGCUUCACUGCCUGGAAAACAUUGCCACAUUCAUGGAGGCUCUCCCCAUGGACUCUCCUAGUAACCUGUGGACGACAAUCUGCAACCAAUUCCAGACCUUUCUCACAAAGCUGCCCUCUGUGCUUCCUCUGAAGUGCCCCAUGGAUUCCAGCUUGAGGAUUAUCAUUUGUCUGCUGAAAAUCCCAACUACAAAUGCAACCCGGAGCCUUCUGGAGCCGUCCUCCAAGCUGCUGAGCUUUGUCAUCCAGUAUGGCAUGUUCAGUCUCUCCUACCUCGUAGAACUAUGUGGACUGUGUUACAAAGCCUUCAAUAAGGUACAGUUAAGCCUGCUUACAUGA
Molecule: messenger RNA, 616 nt
Organism: Labrus bergylta (ballan wrasse)
Lineage: Eukaryota; Metazoa; Chordata; Actinopteri; Labriformes; Labridae
Source: RefSeq, a predicted model, not a curated record